Molecule: messenger RNA, 1188 nt
Organism: Symbiodinium natans
Lineage: Eukaryota; Dinophyceae; Suessiales; Symbiodiniaceae
Source: the annotation of a GenBank genome assembly
AUGAAACUGGGCACCGGCAACUACAUCGUGCGCAAGCAGGUGGGUGAGGGCUCCUUCGGCCGAGUUCUGGCUUGCUUCGAGGAGUCGACGAAGCAGCUGGUGGCAGUGAAGGUGGUGAAAGGUGUGGCGCGGUACAAAGAGCACGCGCAUGCCGAGGCGGAGCUGCUCAGGGAGCUGCGCAGAUGUGAUCCAGGCAGACAGAGCUACUGCGUCAAGCUUCUGGGAGAGUUUACCCAUGAUCUGAACCACUGCUGCUUGGUGUUUGAGCUCUUGGACAAGAGUCUCAGCGACUUCAUGCGAGAGACGGAUGAUCAGGGGCUGAUGCUCAGAGACAUCAGGACGAUCGCCUCUCAGAUUCUGCAGUGUCUGCACUUUCUCAACGCUAUGAGUUUGACUCACACGGUUCACAGUUCACAGCUCAUGGCUCUCGGAAGAUGCUACGAUAAGCUUCGUAUAUCAUUCCGCCUCUACGUCGGCGACAUCAAAUGCCGCAAUGCCAUGCUGAAGGACUCCAGGGGCGAAAUGGUCCCUCAUCCAAGGAAGUCGGGGCGGGAAACCAAGAAGUUGCACCGAUGCGAAAUUCGCGUGAUCGACUUCGGUGGUGCAGUGCUGAAGAAGGAGCGUCACAGCAAGCGGGUCGGGACCAGGCAGUACCGAUCUCCAGAAGUCGUCCUGGGACUUCCAUGGGAUGAGAAGACGGACGUUUGGAGUCUCGGCUGCAUUCUUCUCACCCUAUACACUGGAGAGCGCCCGUUCCCGGUGCAAAACAGCCUUCAGCACCUGGCGAUGAUGCAACGAGUGAUCGGAGAGCUUCCGCGGGAGAUGUUGCGAAAUGCCGCUUCAGGCGGCAGCUUGCCAGAAGACGUCUCGGUAGACGGCCAAGGCUCACUGCGCCUGAACCGCAAGUUUGUCGACGAGGCUCAGGAGGCGAUCAACAUGGCCAAGCCCUUGCAGCAGAGGGUUCUGCCGCAGCACAGCACGCUUCUGGCGUUGCUGGGAGCUCAGACUGAAGUGACUGAAGCAGAGGCAUCUGAGGCGCAGCCAUGGCGCAAUGAGACAGAGUGCUACGGCUUAAAGAACAGAGAGAUGAAGAUAAGAAGCAUCAGAAGGAGAAAGAGUGAGACAGGCCGGGGGCUUCCUUUUCGGGGAGUCUCUCUCCGCUGUGUAGAGGAAUCAAACCAGAUUUGA